This is a messenger RNA of Aspergillus brunneoviolaceus CBS 621.78, 789 nucleotides long. RefSeq lists its product as uncharacterized. Lineage: Eukaryota; Fungi; Ascomycota; Eurotiomycetes; Eurotiales; Aspergillaceae. Bases 1 to 789 code for a protein of 262 amino acids. The transcript has 5 exons. The record is from RefSeq and is a predicted model, not a curated record.
AUGUUUGAUACCCUGGAUCCAUUCUCAUAUGACAGGCUUUCUGAUCUCGCGAAGACUCCUUUCAUGCAUCUGCAGGUCCUAGCAGGCGGCUCCUACAAAAGCGCCGAGCGACCCAGCCCAGCCACGUACAUCUUUGUCGUUCGAGCUAAGGCUCGUGGACAUGUCGUCCUGGAAUCGCACCGAAUCAUCAAGCUCCUCCAAAAUUCCAUCCUCAAUAGCGGAGACACAAAGCAUGGAGAGAGAGAAUGGGCGUCUCAAACCACACCGCGAGCGAACCACAUCCGCGACCAGCUUGAUCAAAGGAAUCGUUCCAAGUCUCCGGAUGCUGCUUGCGUAAAAUGUCCUCCGCGGAUGAUUGAAGGAUUAGAACAAGUGGGAGGGUAUCGUCUCGCCCGAAAGAGGGCUGCGGAAAAGGAACGUAUUGCAAAGAAGAAGAGUCCCCCCAUCGGGAAAAUAGUACUUGCGCGGAUUCAGUGGUCCUUCCAAGCGUCUCAUACAGCCACGAUGAGAAGAAAUGAAACCGUGGGCUUGCUAUGCAAGAUUGUUGUGAAUCCAGACCAUCGUGUCGAUGACCGGCCACCUUACGGAGUGAAACUGUGCGACGCAAGGGUUCUACCUAGCUGUCGAACUCCUUCCACAACAUCGUUUUGCCACGCAGGAUCAGAGUCACUUUUCAGUAAGCAGCGUAAUGUUGCAUUCAUUCGCGGCAGGAUUCGAGCUUUUCGAAUUGCCAAUGCAUCGUCUAGCUACAUCAUUGCUAACUUCACUCAAACCGUGGACAGUCCCUGA